CAGGAAGUAGUACAGCAACGUGACUUUACAUUGCUCCCUGUUGCUGCUAGCCUGUCCGUUUCAAAUUAUAUUUUCAAACAAGUUUAUAUAUAUAUAUAAGGAUAUAUAUAUAUAUAUUAGAACAGAAAAUGGGUGAUGAUGAAAAGUAUGACGGGAUGUUGCUUGUUAUGGCACAACAGCACGAAGGAGGUGUACAAGAGUUAGUAAACACGUUUUUCAGCUUCCUCCGGCGUAAAACAGACUUCUUCACGGGUGGCGAGGCAGGUGCACCAGAGAAGCUGGUGAAGGAGUCGUUUGCCCAACACAGCGGUCUUGCCCUGAAGGCCCACAGAGAGAAGGAGAAGAGACAGGAGAAGGAGAAGAGAGAGAAGGCAGAGAGGGCUGCUAAGCUAGCUGAAGAAGAGGAGAAAAAUAAGAUAGCAGACGGCGAGCCCAAAAUCAAAGAACUGACAGACGAAGAGGCAGAGAGACUUCAGUCUGAAAUCGACAAGCAAAAGAAACAAGAGGAGAAGAAAGAGGCCACAAACACAAAUGCAGAAAUUCCACCUGAGAAAGCUGAGAAGGAAGGGAGAGAGAAGGGAGAGAAGGAGACUGAUUCCGAUGGAGAAGAAGAUGAGAAAGACAAGGACAAGAUUAAACCUAAUGCAGGCAAUGGAGCUGACCUGGCCAACUAUCGUUGGACACAAUCCCUGUCUGAAGUGGACCUGGUGGUGCCUUUUGAUGUGAAGUUCCGUAUGAAGGGGAAGGAUGUGGUGGUGGACAUCCAGCGUGGUAUGCUGAAGGUGGGUCUGAAGGGCCAUCCUCCUGUGAUCGAUGGACAGCUCUACAACCACGUCAAGGUGGAGGAGAGCUCCUGGCUCAUUGAGGACGGCAAGGUGGUCACCAUUCACCUGGAGAAGAUCAACAAGAUGGAGUGGUGGAAUAAGAUGGUGACCACGGAUCCAGAACUCAAUACAAAGAAGAUCUGUCCAGAGAACUCUAAGCUGUCAGAUCUGGAUGGGGAGACCCGUGGUAUGGUGGAGAAGAUGAUGUACGAUCAGAGACAGAAGUCCAUGGGUCUACCCACCUCCGAAGAGCAGAAGAAACAAGACAUCCUCAAAAAGUUCAUGUCGCAGCACCCAGAGAUGGACUUCUCUAAAGCCAAGUUCAGCUAAGAGACGUCACUGUCGUUCCCCAGCCAGCCCUCCAUACCCCUCUGCACUCUUACUCUGCCCAGGAAAACGACGACUAUGAAUCCUCAUCCAAACCAACCUCCAGCGCCGAUCUUACAGUUUAAUUGAAUCUCUCUUCUCUUUCUCUCUCUUUCUUCAUCACCCUUUCUCUCUCUUUCUUCAUCACCCUUUCUCUCUCUUUUUGUCUUCCCAUUUCUGUAGUCCUAAAGUGAUGGGUUCUUGUUAGUCUCAUUCCUGUGACUGACAGAAACUUGACGACUGUAAUAACUCCCAUCUUUGUUGUGUUGCAUUUGUUACUGUGUUCUGGAUGUUUUAAAGAAAUGUUUGGAGUUUUUUCUUUUAAAAUAAAUUAAUUCAAACCACA
Molecule: messenger RNA, 1536 nt
Organism: Oncorhynchus nerka (sockeye salmon)
Lineage: Eukaryota; Metazoa; Chordata; Actinopteri; Salmoniformes; Salmonidae
Product: nuclear migration protein nudC-like
Exons: 9
Coding region: 129-1154 (341 amino acids)
Biological process (GO): protein folding
Cellular component (GO): cytoplasm
Source: RefSeq, a predicted model, not a curated record